Torulaspora globosa is the source of this 447-nucleotide messenger RNA. RefSeq lists its product as uncharacterized. NCBI's taxonomy places the organism in Eukaryota, Fungi, Ascomycota, Saccharomycetes, Saccharomycetales, Saccharomycetaceae. The transcript has a single exon. The record is from RefSeq and is a predicted model, not a curated record. The coding region runs from base 1 to 447 and encodes 148 amino acids.
AUGGUCGUCCCAGACGAAUACGUCGCUACAGAACUUAAAAAUUUGGAAGAUAUACUUCACGGCAGACCCAUCCAUUCAAGACUGCAUCAAACAAUUGCCAGCCUGCCGGACCACUGCGGUACCAUGGGCGACAAUGACAAUCUCUAUCAUAUGAUUAUUCUUUUGGAGGAGGCGAUGGAAGCGGAUGAGCCGGCGGAAGGAUCCGAUGAGCAAGAAACGAAAAAGAUACAUGAAUUCGUCGAAGAGUUGGUUCUUCCCUUCACGGUUGACGAGCUGGAUGCCCUGAACAAGUGGUUUGACAAGUUCGACGAAGACAUCUGUAUACCGAACGAGGGACACAUCAAAUAUGAGAUAACCAGCGAUGGCAUGAUGGUCCUCAUCCUUGACAAGGAAUACGAACACCUGAUUACCAACGUUAGAGAUUUUGUUGAAGCUAAUAGUUCAUGA